This is a messenger RNA of Adelges cooleyi (spruce gall adelgid), 1640 nucleotides long. Its product is annotated as alpha-tocopherol transfer protein. Lineage: Eukaryota; Metazoa; Arthropoda; Insecta; Hemiptera; Adelgidae. Bases 548 to 1465 code for a protein of 305 amino acids. Gene Ontology annotation, molecular function: phosphatidylinositol bisphosphate binding. Gene Ontology annotation, cellular component: membrane. The record is from RefSeq and is a predicted model, not a curated record. The transcript is spliced from 7 exons.
CAGUAGUGAUGAUGAUGCAACGACAAAACGGUACCUGUUGUAUGUGUGUGUGUGUGACAGCAGCUACAUUCUAGACACACGUUCCAUUCUCCACGUUCAUGCGUAGACGGGUAAAAUUGUAUAAACAAAAAAAAAUGUAAUAGUUAAAAACGAUAUCGAAUGUGUGUGUGUAGGUCGGUGUUUUCAGUGCAAAAAAAAACACCAAGACGCUUCAACGCCGUUUCCGUUUUCAAAAAGAUUCAACAGAUAACUCGGUGCAGCGGAGAAGCGACCUUGAACGGUCCUUCCGAUUAGUGUGUGUAUACACACAACACCGGACGCGCUCUCGACGUGCAUUAUCGCUUUUCGGUCGUUGUUCACUGUUCAGUCGCACGCAAACCGACAGCCCACCCUGACGCGUCUUAUGAGUCGAGAUCUUGACAGCGUCGUUAAGAAAUUGAAUCCCUAGCUAUCGAGAUUAAGAAAUCGUCUUCCGAUAUUUGUACACGCGCAUUAUUGUCCUUCAGUAUACCUUCAGGGUCCGGGACCGGGUGACAAGUUAGAAAACAUGCCGCAGCUACCUUCGGACGACGAAGACACCACCAGGGUAGGCACGUCGGUGGACUUCCCCGACGUGUUGGCCGACUUGGACUUGGAAACCAUCACGGAAGACGCGGCCGAGUACGCGCGCGUCCGGCUCGGCGAGACCGAAGAGAGCCGCACCCAACUAUUGGCCGAGCUGGAAGACAUGAUCUACGAAAAAGGAGAAAUCACACCUCACAGAAUGGACGAAUUGUUUCUUUUGCGAUUUUUGCGAGCUCGGCAUUUUAAACUUAUGCCGUCGUACAAACUGUUGGUCAACUACUGUAGAUUUAGAGAAAACAACCCAGAUUAUUACAAAAUCAAUCCGUUGGACUUGUCGUUCAUUGGAGACGCCGAUGUGCUCAGCGUGUUACCGUACACAGAGCAGACAGGAAGACGAAUUUUGAUCUACAGAAUAGGCAAAUGGAACAUCAACGACUUCGACAUAACGGAAAUACUGAAAGCUUCAUAUGCUACACUCGAACUGGGCGUGCUUGAGCCAACAGCCCAGAUACUCGGUGGUGUGGUCAUAUUUGAUUUGGGUGGAUUCACAAUGCAACACGCCUACCAAGUUUCGCCGAAAGUAGUUUCGAAAAUCUUUGAGCUCAUUGUUUCGUCUAUUCCCAUAAAAACGUAUGCUAUUCACAUACUGAACGAAUCUUGGGUAUUCGACACGGUGUUUAACUUGUUCAAACCACUAUUAGGUCGCAGAUACCACGAAAUGCUUUUUUUCCACGGAAAGAACAUGGAGUCACUGCACAAGCACAUCGACCCCAAAUACUUACCAACGGUAUACGGUGGAAUCAGACCAAGUUACCCCUAUCAACAUUGGUUCAUAAACAUGAAGAAAAACAAACGAAUCGUCGAAGAAAUGGAAAGUCUUGGCUACGACGUACAUGUUUGAUAAACGCAAGUGACUACUUGAUCGAUACUAUAUUUCAUUAAUUUUUAGUUCUAUGCAUUUCCUUUUCAUUUUUGGUUUAUGUUAAUCAUUUUAUUCCUUUUUAAAUCAUAAUACUUUAAAUAUAUUAGAUAAGUAUAAAUAUAUAUGAUAGGUAUUAUAUAUUAUUUGUAUAAUA